Cyclopterus lumpus (lumpfish) is the source of this 1743-nucleotide messenger RNA. RefSeq names its product MAGUK p55 subfamily member 4-like. Gene Ontology annotation, molecular function: protein binding. Bases 1 to 1743 code for a protein of 580 amino acids. The record is from RefSeq and is a predicted model, not a curated record. NCBI's taxonomy places the organism in Eukaryota, Metazoa, Chordata, Actinopteri, Perciformes, Cyclopteridae. Gene Ontology annotation, cellular component: adherens junction; plasma membrane. The transcript has 17 exons.
AUGAGAGAAGCAAUGGAGGACGGUAUCAGUGAAAUGCUGUCCAGUGUGGUGGAGGACGUCAGUCUCGGGGUCAACAGAAACAUUUUUGGUGCUGAAGUUCUGCAUGAACUGCUGAGUGCACCGUGGCUGCACGCUCUGCUGAAGAUUUAUGAGUGCCUGUUGCAGUUCGAGAGGUCCACACCCACACCCCUUCUGCCUUAUGCCUCAGGACUCUCACAUGAGAUCAUGGCUACAAUAGAAAAGGUCCACCGUCCCUCCGCUGAAGCCAGAGAGCUCUACAGCCUCCUCAGCUCACCACACAUGCAGGCCCUCCUAUCAUCUCACGACAGUGUAGCCCAGUCAGACUAUGGACCCGUUUUACCGCCUCUGCCUGAUGAGAUGCCCGAUGGCGAGGAGGCCAUGAGGAUCGUGUGUCUGGUGAAGAACAACCAGCCGCUGGGGGCGACCAUUAGGAGGGACGAGGAAACGGGAGAGAUCUACAUCGCCAGGGUCAUUCAUGGAGGACUGGCUGACCGCAGCGGACUCCUCCAUCCUGGUGAUCUGUUAGUGGAGGUAAACGGAAACCCUGUGGUGGGUAUGGAGCCAGGACAGGUCAUCCAGAUACUGAUCAAUUCCCAGGGAACAAUCCUGUUCAAAGUCAUUCCUGAUCAAGCUCAGAGCAGCAGCAGACAGAAGUCGGUGUACAUGAGGGCGUUGGUGGACUACUCCCCCUUGCAGGACUCCUCCAUCCCCUGUCCCGAUGCAGGGAUGGCGUUCAGCCGAGGAGACCUGCUGGAGGUGGUCGACCAGUCGGACGGACGCUGGUGGCAGGCCAGGAAGCUGCCCUGCGCUGCAUCCUGCGCUGGUUUGAUUCCCUCUGCCAGCAUGCUGAAGAGUAAACAAAGGGAACAGUGGUGGUGUCAGCCAUUGGAGGUCCAUACCUGCAUCAGACCCUGUAAGCACUCAUCAUUAUUGACUCAGGACGAUAACGCCGGUUUCCGGCAGAGUUUCCGUCUCUGGAGGAGAACGUCCGUCAGGAGGAGACGACAGUCCUGCACCUCCUGCUCACCCAACAGCAGUGCCCUUUCCACCCCCUACGAGGAGGUGGCUUUGUACCAGCGCCCCCCGCAGGAGAACCACCGCCUCAUCAUCAUCAUAGGUGCUACAAGAGUUGGAGUGAAUGAGCUCAGGAAAAGACUCAUCAAACUGAACCCUUCAACCUUCCAGGGACCCGUACCUCACACCACUCGUCCAAUCAGAGCAGGGGAGCAGACAGGACGAGAGUACCACUUUGUCACCAAAGAGCUGUUUGAGUACAUGGUUUGUAACCACAGGUUUGUGGAUUAUGGGGAGCAGAAGGGCCACCUGUAUGGGACUAGCAUUGAUGCUAUUGAUGAGGUGCUAAAACGAGGACGGAUGUGCAUCCUCGAUGUGGAACCACAUAGCAUCCAGCCGCUGAGGACGAGGAAACUGAAGCCGUACGUGAUCUUCAUCAAAGCUCCCGGUCCAGACAGACUGAGACAUACGCGGAGAGACGCUCGAGUCCUCACCAACUACUCCGUCAACAGAGCGUUCACAGAGGACGACUUUGUGGAGCUGGAGGAGGCGUCCCGGCUGAUGGAGGCCAAGUACAAACAGUUAUUCGACCGCACGUUGGUGAACGACGACCUGCAGCACGCCUGCAUGCAGCUCUGCUCCAUCAUCCAGGAGGCACAGGACGAACCACAGUGGAUACCUGUCAGCUGGAGUCGAACGGAGGAGUAA